Cornus florida is the source of this 684-nucleotide messenger RNA. RefSeq names its product late embryogenesis abundant protein 19-like. NCBI's taxonomy places the organism in Eukaryota, Viridiplantae, Streptophyta, Magnoliopsida, Cornales, Cornaceae. Bases 1 to 684 code for a protein of 227 amino acids. The record is from RefSeq and is a predicted model, not a curated record. The transcript is spliced from 2 exons.
AUGGCCUCAGUUUUUUCUAAAAACGCCAUUUUCAACGUCUCAAAAGCUUUCCCUCAAUCCUCUUCUCUGCCCCUCCAUCGCAAAGCCUCUCGGGUUUGCUUCACUUACGCCUCCAAAUCCUCUGAGGAACCAAAUGCAGCACAAAGAGGUGAGGAACGACGUUAUUACGCGGGGAAUAGUGCUAAAGAUGUUGAGGACAGAGUUUCUGAGACGACCGAGAAAGCCAAAGAAAAUCUGAAAAAAAGCACUGAGAAAACGCAAGAACAAGCGAACGAAACCAAGGAGAAAGCGAAAGAAAAAGCGAGCAGAACAGCUGAAAUGGCACACGACACAAAGGAGAAAGCCAAAGAGCGAGCACAGGACAUGAAGGAGAAGACAAAGGGCACAGCCGGGACGGCGGCCGAUAAGGCCAAAGAAGGCACCUACAGAGCGGCCGAGACAGCAAAAGAAGGGACGAGUAAGGCGGCGGAGACGGCACAGAUUAUAGGGGAGAAAGCGAAGCAGACGGUGCAGGGGGCGUGGGGGGUGGCAAAGGAGACUACACAGAAGAUCAAAGAGACGGUGGUUGGUAAGUCUGAGGAUGUUGAUGAUUAUAUGGAAGAUCAUGUGAAGAAGACCAUGGAUGAAGAUGAUGUGGAAAUGAGGGGGCGUGCAGCAAGGGAACGCGGUGGGAAGAAGAAUUGA